UAAAUAUGUAGUAACAUUUCCUCCAUUUAAUGUCUCCUGAAAUAUGUUAUUGCUACGGUGAAGUAACGCGUUACUCCUUGUUAUGUGGUUUCAUUUCUGGUCUUGGAGUGCCAUCUAGUGGCGACUUGUGGGCUCAUUCUUCAUUUUAUAUUCCGCCUUUGGAACAUCAGUGCAGCUUAUUUACAUGACAGUGUAGCACUGUAAUUUCAUUAUAAUAUGGCUGUUUUAUAUUGACGUAGUUAAAUAUGUUAAUUUGUAUUUAUGUUUCUUUAAAUGCUUUUUAUCCUUUAGAAUCCACACCAUAAUCUCUGUAAUGCCACCGCCAAUAGCUGCUAUCAGGAUAUGUUGGAGGGUCUUCCUGCAGGACGUGGAGCAGGUGCUGUACCACAUGGUGAUGCUGCUGGUCAGGACGCCCUCCAUGGUGCCUCUGUACAAGGUGAAACUGAGAUAUUUUGCUCCUCUGAGCCGGUAGUAUCAUUCUGCGGCUCCAGCAUCGUUCUACAGUGUCACCUCGAGCCCCAGCAGGAUGCAACAGACAACACAGUGAAAUGGACUCAGCAGAGUGAUGUUGUACACAUCCGUAAAGGUGGAAAAGACGUUCCUGGAGAACAAAUGGAGAGGUUUGAAGGACGCACGUCUCUGUUCUCUGAAGUUCUCCAUAAAGGAAAUCUGUCACUCCAACUUUCCUCUUUAAAACUCUCCGACUCUGGAAGAUACAAGUGCUCCUUUCAGGUCGGCUCAGUGGAGAAGAGUUGUUACGUUGGUCUGACUGUCGGAGAGUCUGAAGAGAUCGUCUCACCUGAGCCAGUUACAGCAGAGUCGGGUCAGGAUGUGGUUCUACCAUGCCACCUGGAUCCUCCGUUUGAUGUAACAUCUCUGACUGUGGAGUGGAGACGGAACAACUAUAAGGUGCACGUAUAUCAAAAUCUUGGAGAUGAUAAUGAGGAUCAAGACCAGAGGUUUAAAGACAGAACUUCUCUCUUCCAUGAUGAAAUGAUUCAUGGAAACAUUUCCCUCAAACUGACUAAAGUAACUGAAGAAGAUGCAGGAAUUUACACCUGUUCUGUUCCUAAACUCAACUGUCAGGUGAAAAAAGGAAACAUCGCUCUGAAAGUUGUGUUGAAGGAUGAAGAUCUAAACAAGAAAGGUAGAUUUAUGUUUGAUCUUCUGUAAAUCUCAUAUUUGAGUUUUUCAUAGUUUAAUGUUGUCAGUGUAACUCAAGCAAGAUGAUUAUAAAUGAAAACUUUUAUAAACCAUCAUGGCUUUUUAAUUCGGUCCAGGUCAACAAAAUAUUGUGUUGAGCAACUUUUACCUGCCAUGGUUUUAUUUCUGGUUGUCUCUUUGUUUAAGUUCUGACUUUGUUUUAUGUUUUGGGGGAUUGAAUGUUUUGUCUUUAAUUCAGUUUUCCUUGUAAAGUGUUUGGUUUUGUUUCUUCUUUCCAUAAAUCGAUUCUUUAUCUUU
Molecule: messenger RNA, 1461 nt
Organism: Melanotaenia boesemani (Boeseman's rainbowfish)
Lineage: Eukaryota; Metazoa; Chordata; Actinopteri; Atheriniformes; Melanotaeniidae
Product: CD276 antigen homolog
Exons: 6
Coding region: 343-1173 (276 amino acids)
Source: RefSeq, a predicted model, not a curated record